UCCAUGGGUAGUUAAUCGACGUCGUUUAGUAGUGUACUUCCUCGCUGGCAGUGUUUUCUCGCACGGAUUUCAACUCCCCAUUCCCAAUUCACAUCUUCACCUCCGAAAACCCCCUGAAUUUAUAAUUUCUAUUCCACCUGCUUUGUUUUCGGCGAAGGACUGAUAAGUUCGAGCUUAAUCAUGGAGGGGGUUGGAGGUGAUGGUCCAUCGACGGCUGCUGCUGCGCUGAACCAACGGAGGAAUGAAGUAUCUAAACUUUUCCAGUAUUAUUUAGAUAAAUCGACUCCCCACGCUCUUUACCGAUGGAUUGGAACUUUUGUUGUAGUUCUUGUUUAUGCUCUGCGGGUUUACUACAUUCAAGGGUUCUAUAUUGUUUCAUACGGUUUAGGGAUCUACAUUCUGAAUCUGCUCAUUGGGUUUUUGUCACCUCUAGUUGACCCAGAGCUGGAACCUAGUGAUGGUCCUUCGUUGCCUACGAAGGGUUCCGACGAAUUCAAACCUUUUAUUCGCCGCCUCCCUGAGUUCAAAUUCUGGUAUGCCAUCACGAAGGCUUUCUGUAUAGCAUUUAUUAUGACCUUCUUUUCCAUGUUUGAUGUUCCAGUUUUCUGGCCUAUAUUAUUGUGCUACUGGCUUGUUCUUUUUGCAUUAACAAUGAAGCGUCAAAUAAUGCAUAUGAUCAAGUACAAGUAUAUCCCAUUCAACAUUGGGAAGCAGACGUACAAAGGGAAAAAACCUGCCUCUAGCGCCAGCAGCCCGCGAGCCGACUGAACAUAUACUGGUUUAUGACUUAACCGGAUGAAGAAUCACAUCAGAAAGAUGAAAUGGCAGCAGGGAAACAAGAACAAGAAAAGGCACAGGAAAAUACCUUUACUACGACAUUUCUAGUUUAUGGGAUCUGUAUUUAGAUUGAGAUACUGACAUGGAGCUGAAUACAGAAUUAUCAGCAUAUAGUUCAGUUGUGGGCUGUUAUUUCAUUAUGGCAUCAUAACUGCUAAUUACGCAGCAGAAGUAGUGGAAGUUCAAUUUGUUUACGACACCUCACUGCAGGAAUAUUAAAGUUUGUUGUAAUUCGAUUUUCUGUUUGUUUCAUGGCGAA
Messenger RNA from Sesamum indicum (sesame), 1096 nucleotides. Its product is annotated as protein RER1A. The record is from RefSeq and is a predicted model, not a curated record. Gene Ontology annotation, cellular component: Golgi membrane. Gene Ontology annotation, biological process: protein retention in ER lumen; retrograde vesicle-mediated transport, Golgi to endoplasmic reticulum. Lineage: Eukaryota; Viridiplantae; Streptophyta; Magnoliopsida; Lamiales; Pedaliaceae.